Molecule: messenger RNA, 1852 nt
Organism: Manis javanica (Malayan pangolin)
Lineage: Eukaryota; Metazoa; Chordata; Mammalia; Pholidota; Manidae
Product: transcription factor CP2-like protein 1
Biological process (GO): regulation of transcription by RNA polymerase II
Cellular component (GO): nucleus
Molecular function (GO): DNA-binding transcription activator activity, RNA polymerase II-specific; RNA polymerase II cis-regulatory region sequence-specific DNA binding
Source: RefSeq, a predicted model, not a curated record
UUCAAGCCAGUGAGGAGCUUUCUGUGUGUGGCUGGCCCCACCCCCUUUCCAAGAUGCUGUUUUGGCACAACCAGCCAGAGCACCUGUGGCCCAGUCCUGGGGAACUGUACCCUGGACCUCCAAACAGCUUGUUCAGGGAGUCCCUGCCCUUGCCCUACCUGAAGCAGGAGGAGCUGCCCCACAUCCCCAGUGCAGAGCCUCCUUGCUCCGCAUUCCGGUACGUGCUCUGUGCAGCCACCUCGCCGGCUGUGAGGCAGCAGGAGGAGACCCUCACCUACCUGAACCAGGGCCAGUCUUAUGAAGUGCAGAUGCUCUGCAACCUCAAGUUAGCAGAUGCCACCCAGUGGGCCCGGCUGUUGAAGAGUGUGGUGCGUGUGGUGUUCCAUGAUCGGCGCCUGCAGUACACGGAGCAGCAGCAGCUGGACGGGUGGCGGUGGAGCCGGCCAGGGGACCGCAUCCUGGACAUUGAUGUGCCACUGUCCAUAGGGGUGAUAGAGCCCCAGGUGCUGCCCUCCCAGCUCAACACGGUGGAGUUUCACUGGGACCCAAGCAAGAGGACCUCCGUCUUCCUGCAGGUUCACUGCAUCAGCACUGAGUUCACGCCUCGGAAAAAGGGUGGUGAGAAAGGUGUCCCCUUCCGCCUUCAGAUCGACACUUUCAAGCUCAGUGACAAAGAGCUUCCACCUGAGCACCUGCAUUCGGCUGGCUGUCUCAUCAAGGUGUUCAAGCCCAAAGGAGCUGACCGGAAGCUGAAAACUGACCGGGAGAAGAUUGAGAAACAGCCCCUGCAUGAGAGAGACAAGUAUCAGACUGCCUGUGAGAGCACAGUCUUUGUGGAGUGUUCACCAUGGCCAGAGCUCAGUGCAGGGCCCCACCAGCCUCUCAGUCCUCUCACUCUGACGUCCCCACACUCCUGCAAGCUCCUGUCCCCAGAGAGGCUCUGCUCCUCACCACCAUUCACCCUGGACACCUUGGGGGGCAGCCCAACUGAGGAUCUGAACCCCGGAGCCUCAAUCCUAGAGACUCAGCAGUGGUUGCACGGGCACCGGUUCUCCAGCUACUGCAGGAUGCUGGCCAAUUUCACUGGCACUGAUCUGCUGAAGCUUACCCGCCAGGACCUCAUCCAGAUCUGCGGGGCUGCUGAUGGGAUCCGCCUUUUCAAUACUCUUAGAGACAGGUGCUGGGCACUGCCAACCAGAGUUCCUUUCCCACUAGAGUGGCACUUAGCAACUCAAUUAGCAGCCACGUUUCAUGGAAUGUUCAAGCCAGAAGGCCCAUCCGUCACCGGCUGACAUUGUAUGUGGCUCAGGAGGCCCCCAGGAAAGAGAAUGAGGUUCCUAAGAACCCUGACUCAGGUGAGGUUCUGGCCUCUCUCUAGAAGACAAGAAAUUCAGGUGUGGUUAUACGAAACCUCUUCUGGCCUGGGGAGGUGGUGCUCCUCCAUUCCCAGGACUCAGGAUGCUCUCCCUGAAAAUCCCGUCUUCCAUGACCAGAGUAGUCCUCUCCUUUUAGGGUAUCUCCCUGGGAAUACUCCACUACCUAACCUCACCUGAUUUUGUCAUUCUAUUCGUAUGUGGGGUUAGAACACAGAACUUGAUAAUCUUGUUAUUGUACUUGGGUUCCAUCCAUUCAUAUGUAGGCAUCUCAGCUUCUCUAAACUGAGGGCUCCCCUCAGUUUGGCCUCCUCAAAGGUGAGGACCAAGUGGAUUUAUAAGUCUUUUCCCUUAUUUACUCCUUUUCCCACUGCAGCCCCUCCCCCUGAGGCUUUCACCUUGCUCUCUCCUUUCCCCUGGUAUCUGGGGCUCCUUCUGGGCACCCUCUCCCAAAUUACCUCUGCCCGUGUUGCCCACAC